Messenger RNA from Yarrowia lipolytica CLIB122, 753 nucleotides. RefSeq lists its product as uncharacterized. Gene Ontology annotation, cellular component: mitochondrion; cytoplasm. Gene Ontology annotation, biological process: iron-sulfur cluster assembly. NCBI's taxonomy places the organism in Eukaryota, Fungi, Ascomycota, Dipodascomycetes, Dipodascales. Gene Ontology annotation, molecular function: 2 iron, 2 sulfur cluster binding. The record is from RefSeq and is a predicted model, not a curated record.
AUGACAAUGUCACUACGAAACAAAUUGACGGUUGGAAAGCGAUUCCUACAGACGGCGGAGCGGUCGACUCCUUCCAUGACCCCGUUCAUGCUCAACAACCCGAAUGCGUACCAUUCGUCCAAGAGCGACAACCAGGCCGAGAACAAGUCGUCUUCGUCUCAGCCCCAGGGAUUCACAUGGGCCCGUCACCAGCUGCCCCGUUUCGACGCCGCUUCCAAGUCGUCCAAGAUCGAGACCCCCAAACCCUUUGCAUUCAAAUUCCCCAACACACAGGACAAGUCGUCGCGACCUGCCACCACUCCUUUUGCAUUCCGACCUGCCGCCAAGACCAGCGCAACGGCCGCUGCUCCUACUAAGGCUGCUGCCCCCGCUGAAAAGGCUGCUGCUCCCGCCCCCGCUCCCAAGCGAACCCGAAAGUUGCGACCCCGAAAGGCCGUCAUCACUCUUUCGCCCACAGCUGUCAAGCACCUCAAGGACCUCCUUGACCAGCCCGAGCCAAAGCUCAUUCGAAUUGGCGUAAGAAACCGAGGAUGUUCCGGACUCACCUACCACAUUGACUACGUGGACAAGCCCGCCAAGUUUGACGAGGAGGUUGUCCAGGACGGCGUGCGAGUGCUCAUCGACUCCAAGGCCCUGUUUAGCAUUAUCGGAUCCGAGAUGGACUGGCUCGACGACAAGCUGUCUUCGCGGUUCAUUUUCCGAAACCCCAACUCCAAGGGAGAGUGUGGAUGUGGCGAGUCCUUCAUGGUUUAA